GCACCAUAGUCACGGAACCACAAAACCAUCAGCAAUAAAAGCGUAAAAUAUUAAACGUAGUUACCUUUCUUCAAGCAUAAGCUUUACUACUUCUCAAUCCCCACAUCGACGUGUAGAUUAACCCCAAAACAAUCCGCGAAUUUUUCUCUUUUCCUUGAGCUGCAAUCUCGUUCUCGAAGCUCCUUGACACGGACAGUUCCCAGAUUCACAAGGAUGAGGCAUGCAAAGGAAGAGCCAUCGUGUAGUGCUGCACAGGCCAUUAACUUAGUUUCCGCGGUGAAGGAGUUACAUGGGCUUAGCUCUCAGGAACUUAAUAAAUUAUUGAGGGAUUCAGAAAAUUUUACUAUUCACUACCCUACGGAAAAAGGAUCACUGAUAAAGAUUGAUAUGGACAAGCUUGCAGCCUUUCUUCCUUUGCACCUUCUUGGAGUUCUUAUGUCAUCUGACAGAGAUGCAGCUCUGUUCAGCUACAUGUUGCGUGGUAUUCGGCUCUUGCAUUCCUUAUGUGAUUUAGCACCUCGGCAUGCUAAAGUUGAGCAGAUUUUGCUAGAUGAUGUAAAAGUGUUGGAACAGCUGCUGGACCUGGUGUUUUAUUUACUUAUCAUUCUUGGUGGUUAUAGACAGGAAAACCAUAACUUCGGUAAUAUUCCCCUUAGCCUUGCGCAUUCAGCACUCUUGACCAGCAGUCUAUAUCUGUUACCAGGAUGCAUAUCUUCACAGUGGCAAGAUCUUGUUCAUGUAUUGCUUGCACACCCUAAGGUUGACAUGUUUAUGGAUGCAGCUUUUGGAGCAGUUCACACAGCCAUUGGGUUUCUUGAGAUCAAGCUAUCAGCCCACCAUGCUGAUUUCUCUACAAAUUCAAAUCUGACUGCUGAACAAGUAGUAAACUAUUUAUGCCAGCAAUGUGAGGCUUCUUUACAGUUUCUUCAGUCAUUGUGCCAACAAAAGAUGUUUCGGGAGCGCCUACUCAGGAAUAAGGAGCUAUGUGGAAAGGGUGGGGUUCUAUUUCUAGCUCGAGCCAUCUUGAAGUUAGAUGUACUACCUUUUACAGGUUCCCCCAGAGUUGUGGCUGCUCUCUCUAGGAUGAAAGCUAAAGUCCUAUCAAUUCUGUUGAGUCUGUGUGAAGCAGAAAGCAUUUCAUACCUGGAUGAAGUUGCCAGCUCGCCGGAAAGCCUGGAUUUGGCAAAAUCUGUAGCAUUAGAGGUUCUUGGGCUCUUGAAGACUGCACUUGGUAGAGACCCUGAGCAUCUUACUUCUUGUUCUGGCAGAAGUUACCCAAUGGGGUUUUUGCAACUCAAUGCUAUGCGUCUUGCUGAUAUCUUCUCUGAUGAUUCUAAUUUUCGAUCUUACGUUACAAUACACUUUACUAAAGUUCUGACCGCAAUAUUUUCACUCCCUCAUGGAGAUUUUUUAUCUAGCUGGUGUUCGUCUAAUCUCCCAUUGAGGGAAGAAGAUGCUAGUGUUGAGUAUGAUUCAUUUACAGCAACUGGAUGGCUUUUGGAUAAACAUUCAUCGUUGGGCCUACCAAAUGGAACAAAUUUUGAAUUUACUUUAAAUCCGAAUAGCAUGCCCCAGGGUUCAUAUGAACAUCAGAGAACAUCGUUGUUUGUCAAAGUAAUCGCAAAUCUUCAUUGUUUUGUUCCCAACAUCUGUGAAGAGCAGGAGAGGAACCUCUUCCUUCUCAAUUUUUUGGAGUGCUUGCAAAUAGACCUAUCUAAAUCAUUGCCUGGAUUUUCCAUUAGUCCUGAUGCUCCAAAAGCUGCGACUGUUUGCAGGAACCUCCGUUCAUUGUUAAGCCAUGCAGAAUCUUUAAUUCCUAACUUCUUGAAUGAGGAGGAUGUCCAGCUCUUAAGGGUAUUCUUUAACCAGUUACAAUCAGUAAUCACUUCUGGUGAAUUAGAAGAAAAUCGAGAUCAAGAUAACAAGUUUGAGGAGUCAACAUCUUGGGAUAAGUUUUCCAAAUUCAACAUCAGUGAAAAUCAUCAGGAGGCUCAGAGUACAGGGGGAUUCUCGUCACCUUUACCGAGAAAAGAACCUCCAAGAUCUAAUAACAGAAGAAGUAACUUAAAGGAGGAAAUGUCGGAGAAUUCUGCUUUUCAAGAAGUGGAGCAUUUUUAUGUCAAAAGUGAUCAUAAGGAUCAAGGUGAUUAUGUAAUGAGGCAAGAUAGGAGGGAAGAUAAAGGUAUAUCUGGUAAGUGUGUGUCUGGAGGCUUGAGAGAGGUCGAUAGAGAUGUUCAGAAUGUUGAAACAAGUGGUUCAGAUACAAGCUCUUCAAGAGGAAAAAAUGCUACUGAUCAAAAGGAAAAUGGUGAGUUUUCAAAAUUCAACAAGCAGAUCAAAGAGAGUGGAUUUGGAGGAAAGCCAGAGGAUGAAAAGGUUAGAAUAGUUCAGUGUGAAGAAAAGCAGCGGAAAAAACGGAAGCGAACUAUAAUGAAUGAUAAACAGAUAACACUAAUGGAGAGGGCCCUCUUGGAUGAACCUGAUAUGCAGCGAAAUGCAGCUUCAAUACAAUUAUGGGCUGAUAAAUUAAGUCUUUAUGGUUCUGAAGUAACAUCUUCGCAGCUAAAAAAUUGGCUUAACAAUCGAAAAGCCAGGCUGGCCCGCUCAGCUAAAGAUGCUCAUGCAACAUCAGACAUCGACGUUGCCCUCCCAGACAAGCAAGGAGGGCCAGGACCAGUGUCCGGUGACUCGCUGGUUCCAUGUGAAGACACUAAUCUCCCAUUGAAUGAGAGAAGAGACCCUCAAAGCAUGUCGAGAACCGGCAGUGGCGAGAAGGCUGAGGCUUCCCUGGCAGAAUUUGUUGAUAUUGGCCCUGCAGAAUUUGUUCAGUGCAGGCCGGGCCAGUAUGUUGUGCUUGUAGAUGUCCAAGGAGAGGAGAUAGCCAAGGGAAAGGUGAAUCAGGUUCAUGGAAAAUGGUAUGGAAGGAGUCUGGAGGAAUUAGAGACGUGUGUUGUGGAUGUUAAUGAGCUUAAGGCUGAGAGAGGGGCGAAACUUCCAUACCCGUCUGAAGCCACCGGCACCUCAUUUGAUGAGGCUGAAACAAAAUUUGGGGUAAUGAGAGUAUUGUGGGAUGCUAACAGAAUUUUCAUGUUGCGGCCUGAAUGAAAGCAACUGAUGCUUGAUUGAAUGAUUGGCUGCAGUUUUUGUUGCCUGAAAUUUAUUAAUUUUUACACA
Messenger RNA from Alnus glutinosa, 3174 nucleotides. Its product is annotated as nodulin homeobox. The transcript has 18 exons. Gene Ontology annotation, molecular function: single-stranded DNA binding. NCBI's taxonomy places the organism in Eukaryota, Viridiplantae, Streptophyta, Magnoliopsida, Fagales, Betulaceae. The record is from RefSeq and is a predicted model, not a curated record. The coding region runs from base 214 to 3105 and encodes 963 amino acids. Gene Ontology annotation, biological process: flower development.